AUGCGAAAAAGUGGCAUGGAACGUAUGCAGGCUCCGGGUCAUUCGUCAUCGAAUUCUGUCUCAUCAGGACAUACUGUUAGUCCUGAAGCCAUACCAACUCCACCAAGCUCUCGACCAGCUUCGGCCGUAUCAGCUCCUAUUCGAAAGACACCUCCACCGAAAAACACGAGCGUUACAAUGUCGAAUGCGAGCCGAGAACAAACGCCGACUGUCCAUCGGAGUCCUCACCAACCUGAAGUGCCAUCGGCAAAUAAGCGUAAGGCUCAUGUUCCGGUAACGGCGCAGCAGCGACCAAGUGAUGGCAAACGACCGCGUCAGGAAAGUGCUAGUCCACCAGAAGAUCCUACUAACCACCCGCAACAUAAUCAGAAGUUAGCUGCUCGUUCGGGCGGUAGUACGGCAUCGUCUCGUCUUAGCUCCCCUUGUAGUUUAUCGUCACCUACUCAGCCUUCCUGUGAUUGGGAUAAAAAUUAUGGGGAGAUUAAAAAUGUACAUGAAGCAGAAAAAUACUUCGCACUUUUCCAACAGGAGUACCCGGAGUAUUUGGAAUGUUAUAGAACACUGAAUGAGGUUGCAAAAGAGUUCCGGCAACUUGAAAUGCAGCUGAAGAAUGCUGUCGAGAAUCGCAAAGAUACUACGAGGAUCGAGCAAACUAUACAAAUGCGUUUCGCUCACUUUGAUAAGGAUCCUGAAUUCGUAAAGGUUGGUCGUAGUUCUAUUAUUAUUUCGGAUAUUACAGUGAUUUUGCAACCACCCUCCCCCCCCUCCCUUUUAUUGUUUAUUAUGGUCUAA
Cooperia oncophora is the source of this 792-nucleotide messenger RNA. Lineage: Eukaryota; Metazoa; Nematoda; Chromadorea; Rhabditida; Trichostrongylidae. The record is from the annotation of a GenBank genome assembly.